Bubalus bubalis (water buffalo) is the source of this 1181-nucleotide messenger RNA. Its product is annotated as olfactory receptor 2A12-like. The transcript has a single exon. Gene Ontology annotation, biological process: G protein-coupled receptor signaling pathway. Gene Ontology annotation, molecular function: olfactory receptor activity; G protein-coupled receptor activity. The record is from RefSeq and is a predicted model, not a curated record. The coding region runs from base 118 to 1056 and encodes 312 amino acids. NCBI's taxonomy places the organism in Eukaryota, Metazoa, Chordata, Mammalia, Artiodactyla, Bovidae. Gene Ontology annotation, cellular component: membrane.
UAUAACUGGACACUGACCACUACCCCAACCCCAUCAGCAACCCUUAUCCUGGUACAUAGUUCAGCUAAUCUUCUGUCUAAAUUGGUGUCUUUCUUUUUCAUUCAGAUGUAGAACACAAUGCAAGAGACUAAUCAGUCUUCUGUGACUGAAUUCAUCCUUCUGGGUUUCUCCUUCAGCCCCAAAACCACUCCUCUAUUUUUCUCAGCCUUCCUGACAACCUACCUGUUGAUCAUUCUGGGCAAUGGUUUAAUCAUCAUCCUCAUCGCCCUGGACUCGCACCUCCACACACCCAUGUACUUCUUCAUUGUCACCCUUUCCAUGUUAGAUCUGGGCUAUACCACCACAACUAUGCCCCAGAUGUUGGCACAUCUGGCAAGCCAGAGGAAGACCAUCUCUUUUGCCAGCUGUGUGGCCCAAAUGUACAUUUUCUUGGUGUUAGGCAUUACUGAGUCCUGGCUCUUUGCCAUCAUGUCUAUAGACAGGUAUGUGGCCAUCUGCCACCCACUCAGGUACAAGGUUGUCAUGAGUCCGUGGCUGUGUAGGGUAAUGGUCUUGUUCUGUGGACUCUGGGGUGUCGUCUCUGCUCUUGUCUACACUGUUUUUGCCAUGCAUCUGCCCUACUGUGGUCCCAACAAGAUCAACCACUUCUUCUGUGAAGUCCCUGCUGUCUUGAAGCUGGCUUGUGCAGACACCUCAGUCAAUGACCAGGUAGACUUCAUUCUUGGUUUUAGUGUCAUCCUGGUUCCACUUUCUCUCAUCCUCAUCAUUUACAUCAAUAUCUUCACUGCCAUCUUAAGGAUUCGUUCAGCCCAGGGGCGGCUGAAGGCCUUCUCCACCUGUGCCUCCCACAUCACUGUGGUCACCAUGUUCUGUGUGCCAGCCAUGGUCAUGUACAUGAAGCCUGGCUCAGAGGCCUCCCCAGAAGAGGACAAGAAGCUGGCCCUGUUCUACAACGUCCUCUCUGCCUUCCUCAACCCCAUCAUCUACAGCCUGAGGAACAAAGAUGUGAAGAGGGCUUUCCUCAAGGUGAUGGGCUGGGGCAGGACCCCAGAAUGAGGCUGUGAAAGAGGUUCUGGGGGGUCAGAGGAACAAGACUCAUGAUACACAGUCAAUGCCUUAAACACUCAUUCAUAUGACCCAGCAGCACCACUACACCAUCCCCAUGCCCAGCCCAGGGUCUC